This is a messenger RNA of Saccostrea cuccullata (small rock oyster), 894 nucleotides long. RefSeq lists its product as uncharacterized. Bases 139 to 894 code for a protein of 251 amino acids. The record is from RefSeq and is a predicted model, not a curated record. The transcript has 3 exons. NCBI's taxonomy places the organism in Eukaryota, Metazoa, Mollusca, Bivalvia, Ostreida, Ostreidae.
GCAUAAGGUAAAUAUAAAAAUAAUUAUGUUGUGAAAAAUGCCAUUGUUGGUUUAGAAUGAUUUACAAAUACAUGAUGUUUUUGCAGGGGAGGAAAACCAGCAUGUUGCCCAGGGAAAAGGUUUAAUAAAGACAGUGAAAUGUGUGAGGAAUGCCUUCCUGGAUAUUAUCACUGGGAUUGUUCACGUAAAUGCCAAUAUCCAUAUUACGGCAAGGCUUGUAAAGAAGAUUGUUUAUGCCCAAAAAACCUUUGUAAUUUCUCAUAUGGCUGUACAUUGUUCGAAGGGCAAAGAACAGUCGUCUCUACGCAGAACUUCAAAACCAAAAAUGAUAAUUUCUCGAGCAUCCACCAUUCAGUUAAUAUAUUCUUUACUAUUACCUUACCUUACAAGAGGAAUACGUUGAAUGAGGAAAAAUACCAAAUCAAAUGGAAUAGCAGUACACAAAUGACUACUGAAGGAAAGGCUGAAGCUUUUCUUUCAAGUAACAUAAUAGUUAUCAUGACGUGUUUAGCGGUGUUAUUUGUUUUGUUGUUUGCGAUUUUUGUUGUUUUAAAUGUUUACAAAAUGUUUAUUAAGAAACGUGCAGUUAUACGUUCAGCUGAGAAAAGCACUCUAAAAGAAAACAAAAAUUACUCGUCUAUUGGACAGAAAAAAGACAUCGAAGAAAGAACUAUUUCCCUAGGAAUUCAAAGCGAAAAUACCUGUGAUGAUACAUGUACUUCAUAUUUAUCUCCGCUGAGUUUGGCAACGAGUCAGUACGAGGAAAUUGAUUUACACGAUAUUCGAAGAGAAUCAAAAUACAUUCCAUUUGAACAUACAUCCGAGGAACAGCAAGAUGCGUAUCUUACUCCUACAGCUGUAUCAGAUGGAUUGUAUAUAGAAAUUAUUGGAUAA